ACAGGUCAAAAAAAAAACAAAGAGAAAUUUUCAGUAAAAAUUGAAUAGUUUUCAUGGCGCUUAUCUAUCACGAUGCUACCAUCAAGACGUCCAUUGAUGUGGUGUUGAAUGUGCUCGAUGAGAUCGGCAGAGGCAUCCCCUUUGGCCAGCUGGUCAACUACUUCAGCGCCAGAAUCGGAUUUCCCGCCAGCGCUUGCAACACGAUCGUCCAGGAAGCCCUCGAGUGCGGCAUGAAGAAAAAGGCGAUCAUAAAAAUGCGCUCACAUUACUAUCUGACACCGCCUCGCCGCCUGCGCCACCCAAGGGCACGCGACAGAUGCUCAGACCUGUGCAGCAAUGUGAAAUACAGGCGUAAGCUGAAAGCCAGAAGAACUACACCAAACAGGGCAAAGCCAGCAUCUGGCUGAUAUAAUUAAUUCAUAAUCCUAUGAGUAUCAGCUGGAGUGUGCCGGGAGUGCAGCGCAAACACUUUAUUAAAAUUAAAAUUUAUCUAAAUUGCGGCGGCAAGCCAUUUUGCCCGCAAAGUACUUAAA
Messenger RNA from Drosophila navojoa, 533 nucleotides. RefSeq lists its product as uncharacterized. Lineage: Eukaryota; Metazoa; Arthropoda; Insecta; Diptera; Drosophilidae. The record is from RefSeq and is a predicted model, not a curated record.